Molecule: messenger RNA, 1374 nt
Organism: Sceloporus undulatus (fence lizard)
Lineage: Eukaryota; Metazoa; Chordata; Lepidosauria; Squamata; Phrynosomatidae
Gene: ZNF775
Product: zinc finger protein 775
Exons: 1
Biological process (GO): regulation of transcription by RNA polymerase II
Molecular function (GO): DNA-binding transcription factor activity, RNA polymerase II-specific; RNA polymerase II cis-regulatory region sequence-specific DNA binding
Source: RefSeq, a predicted model, not a curated record
UGUGGGUCAGAGGGCGACUUUACAUGCAAAGAAUGCAGGAAGCGUUUUGCCUGGCGGUCGUCUCUGAACAUCCAGCGGCGCAUCCACACGGGGGAGAAGCCCUUCAAGUGCAAGACCUGCGGGAGGCGCUUCACCCAGAAGCCCAACCUGCUUUGCCACCUGCGCAACCACACAGGCGAGCGCCCUUUUGCCUGCCCCAAGUGCGAGCAGCGGUUCCGGCAGAAGCAGCACCUGGUCAAGCACCAGCGGACCCACUUCCAGACCCGAACGAUGCCCCACACCUGCCCCGAGUGCCAGCGCGGCUUCACCAACAAGGCCGUCUUGCGUCUCCACUGCCAAACUCACAGUCCGCACCGGCAGCUGGUCUUCAACGAACUCAAGUGGGCCUACAAAGAGACGGAGGCCCGGCAGCGGGAGGAGGCCCAUUUCGGACUGACUUGGGUAGUGCGGCCCAAGGGGCAGAGGCGAGGGGUCAAGAAGUUCAUCUGCAGUGAGUGCAGGAAGGGCUUCACUUGGUGGUCCUCCCUCAGCAUCCAUCAGCGGAUUCACACGGGGGAGAAGCCAUUCCUGUGCCCUGAGUGCGGGAAGAGUUUCACCCAGAAGCCCAACCUCCUGCGCCACCUGCGUUACCACAGCGGUGAGCGGCCCCACUCCUGCCCCAAGUGCGGGAAAGGGUUCACGCAGAAGCAGCACCUGCUCAAGCACAAGCGCACCCACGCAGCGGAGAAGGGGUUCUGGUGCCAUGCAUGCGGACAGACCUUCCCCAACAAGGAGGACCUCACUGUCCACCAGAGGUCUGGCCACACAGCCAGAGAGCUCUCGACGCUGGGCACGACAGAGGAGGAGAAGGGGUUCCUCUCUUUUGGUGAAGUGGAAAGCCUGGAGGAAGUGGCAGAGUCCCUGAUGGUGAAUGGCCUGGACCUUCUCCAGCAAACGGAUCUCCUGGACCCACAGAACGAUUCAGAUGGGCAGCCAGUCCUGAUUGUGGAACCGGGGACCCGUCCCCAGGCUCUGUCCCAGACUAAGAAGGGGGUCUUCUGGAAGCCGGAGGCCCCCAAACCUCCCGCCCUGGAGCAGAAGCAGUACAUCUGCAACGAGUGCGGGAAGGGCUUGGUGUCCUGGUCAGCGCUCACCAUCCACCGGCGGAUCCACACAGGCGAGAGGCCCUACCGAUGCAGCGACUGCAGGAAGAGCUUCAGCCAGAAGCCCAACCUGGUCCGGCACCGGCGCUACCACACAGGCGAGAAGCCAUACCCCUGCGCCGAGUGCGGGAGACGCUUCGUCCAGAAGCACCAUCUCACGAAGCAUCAGCGGGUGCACCGGAAAGAGAGGAGCCCAGGCUCUGAACUAGCUGGGAAAACGGGGUUACUGUAG